AAAGCAGCGCCACUAUUUCUGCUGAAUGUUCAGCUUGUUUCUCGUUACAUGUAACGGUUAGGCAAAAAAGAUAUUGAAUACUUUAAUAUUAGUUUAAUUCGUAAAAAGUGCAUUUAUUCUUGUUUAAGUUGAGAAUAAGAUUAUAUUUUAUAUAUUGAAGGAAGAAAUAAACUGAAUUGUGAAAGUUAUCAUAAAGGAGUGACAAGAAAAUCUAGACGAGUGGCGCGUCUGUGCAAACGGGUCUCUUUGGUUGCAUGACGUAAUUGUAUUGAUCGCGGAAGAAGAGCCGAAAGUCGCGCAUUCGCCAUCUUGGACGAAUUGUGGAAAAGAAGUUUCUGUGUCUCGCAGGCGCGGUACGCUUGUAAUAAUUGUAAUCCGUGGCGAUCCAGACAUUAAUUAGUUUAACUGGGAAUUAACCCUUUUGUGAAUUAGAAACCCAUUUGGACGGACCAAGACAAAGGGUUCGUUCUUUGGGUCUGAUUGGUACUAAAUGGUUGCCUGCAGACAGCAUGUCUACUCUGUCAGGGCUCGUGUCGAAGGGGGAGAAAGGAAAAUCAAAGUUUCAAUCAUUAGACAUCAAUAACUUGUACCGGGUGAGUAGGGGAGAGUCUUUAGAGCAACAUCAACAAAAAAAUACAUUACCACGUAAACAUGGAAUGCAAAGUCUUGGAAAGGUGCCUUCGGCACGACGACCUCCUGCUAAUCUGCCUAGUUUGAAAAGUGAACAUAGCAGUAACGAUCCAGCUGUUAGUCUUGUACCAAGUGGAGGAAGUGGUUGGGCUACUACCAAAGAUUCAACGACCACCACUACUACUACGACUACUACAGCUGUAACCACACCUGAUACAACUACUUCACAUUCUUCGCCGACACAAUGUGUACCAGGGACUACUGUGACGGCAUCGCUGCAUCCGCUACUUCCAGGACAACAAAGUAUCUCACAGCCUCCGUAUUCUUCCGACAUAAACAGCAAAUCAUCAUGGAGUGCAAUAAUGAGCAGAUCUGGAGACGGUACUGUAGCAGGAGGCCAACAACAAUCACAACAACCGCAACAGCAGCAACAACAACAGCAGCAGCAGCAGCAGCAGCAACAACAACAGCAACAACAGCAAUCGGUAAAUCGGGAAUUAAAUGCACAAUACGGGCCCGGACCAAGUUUACGACCGCAAACGGAAGGAAGUUGGAUACAAGGUGGAAGCCGCACAAACAGUGGUGCGGGAAUAGGUGCGGCUCCUGGUUCCGGAAAUGGAACCACUUCAGCGGUCCAGGCCCCCCCUUUGAAUAUCAGUGGAUCGGGAGGGCAUUCAGACAUAUCUGGUGGCGGUCGACAGAACUUGGUCCAGUCUCCCAACAUGGGCAUGGCCCAGGGAGGCCCUCCUCAUAGUUCGGCAAAUAGUCAGAACACUUUAAAUUCUAAUUCCCAUCAAGUUGGCUCAAAUCUCCAUCAUUACAGAGGACUUAUUCCCCCAUUUUUGUACAGAGGAAACUUUUCUGGUGGAUUCCCUUCGCAGUUUCCGCCGAACACGAGUUCCAGCGGGCCUAGGCCCCGGUUCAAUUACUCGUCAGAACGAUUUCCUGCUCCACCUCCUAUUCGUCAACAGGAACGCGAUCAGCGUGUUCCCGAGGAAGAAAUCGUUACGCGACCAAUUAUUAAGGAAGAAGAUCUCACUCGAAUGGACGAUAUUUCGCGCGAUGCUGGUUGGGCAGCACACGACGAUAUCGAUUACAAUCAAAAACUUGCCUUCAGCGAUGAAGAACCCGAUUCUGAACCAUCGAAAAAAGAUGAAAAGAGAGAUACCAAGGAGGAGAAAAGCGAGGAAAUUUCGACAGAAGAUAGGGAGAAAAUUAGAGGUAAUCGCGACAAUCGCGAUGAUCAUGAUAAUCGAGAUUCGAAGGAAUCCCGAGAACAACCGAUUCAUCGGACGUGGACUCAGAGCUCUGUACCUCGUGAUUAUCGUGGAUCCAACGGGUCUGGUAGUUAUAGCGGUCAGUCACAACUGCAUUCGGUGCAUUCUUUAAGAGGAGUGGAAGACGACGAAGCCUGGAACGAAAGGCGCAGACUAAAAUUUGAAGUAGCAUCUGCCGUUGAACGCGCUCGACAACGCAAAGAAGAAGAGGAGAAACGGUACCAGGAAUUGACUAGGCAAGCGGCAGCUAAGAAGUUACAAGAUUUGGAGCAAAAAUUAAAAGCUAAGCACAAAGAAGAGGAACGUGGACAAUCGAACGAGUCGAAGAGUUUAAUAAACGUUCCGCCGGUACCAAUUCCAGUUCCUGAUUGGGAAAGGGAACGAGAAAAUAGAGAACGAGAGAGCAGAGAAAGAGAGCGACCUUGCGCCGCUACUUCCGAGGGAAAAGAUGAAAAGUCGUUGAACCGUGAAUUGCGCGAAACCAGAGACAGUCCAAAAGAUGGUAGAGAAUCGCGCGAGCCGUUAAUGUCGGAUUUCCGGCAAGGUGACCGUGAUCGGCAAGGUUUCGCGAGACAACCGGAUAUCGUGCGUAACGAACGCGAAAGGGAACGAGAACGGGAACGAGACCGUGAUCGCGAUCAGAGAGAUACGAGAGAUCGUGACCAUUUAGCGUUCUCUCGGCAUUUUCAAAACAAUUUACCACCUCGAUUUCAAAAACAACAAGCGGAAAGAAGCGGCACUGGUUUCAGUCGAAUCUCGCCUUCUACCGAAAGAUCAUCGACUCAGUCGGUUCCUUUCUCUCAACAGUACGAUCCUGGUAGAUGGGUUCAUAAUCAUGGUUCUUUAAUAGACAAUAACUUAAAAGCAGCACACGGCAAUGCACCGCAACGUCGCAGUAGGACGGAUUCCGAUAUUUCUACUUCGAUGGACGAAGAUCGACCUCCGUCUCGAGAUUAUCGUGGUUCUCUCCUUCGCGACGAUCGAUAUCGUCAUUCUUCGCAUCGACCAUACGAUGCCCGGAAAUCGGCCAGCUAUUACGACGAAUACAGUCGUAAUUGUAGAGAUCAUGAUUACGACGACAGGCAUUCUCGCGAUUCUUGGGAACGCGAACGAUACUUCGAUGAUAAUAAAGAUCGAGAUUCGAAGGACGGAUUGGAAACAAGAGAUGUAAGGGAGAAUCGAGAUAUACGCGAUAAUCGUGCUAACAGAGACAAUCGAGAUUCGAGAGAGAAUCGAGACAGGGAUAGCAAAGAUAAAAAGGAUUACGACAAUUAUUUAAAGGAUCCCUUCGACGAACGCGACCGCGACCGUGAACGCGACCGUGAACGUGAUCGCGAACGUGAUCGUGAUCGUGAUCGUGAUCGUGAUCGCGAUCGCGACCGUGAUCGUGAUCGUGAUCGUGAUCGUGAUCGUGAUCGUGAUCGUGAUCGUGAUCGUGAUCGUGAUCGUGAUCAACGAGAUCGAGAUCGCGAUCAAAGGGAACGAUCGGAGAGUACGGAAUGGCGCGAAGAACGUAUAAUUCAAGAAAGAUCGAUCGAUAAUCGCCGUGAUUCCCAGAGAGAAGAGAGAAUGGAACGCAACGAACGGCCACAAAGACCAGAUUCUCGUGACAGUCGCACUUCCAGGGAAUCGAAAACGUCUUUGCGCGAAGACGAUUCUCACAAAUUGCGAGAUUGCAGUUCUUGGGUGAACGAAGUUGUCGAUUACGAGGAAAGUAAACGUGAUAUGUAUCACGAGGAUACGAGAGACAGAGAAAGGGAGAGGGAAAGGGAGAGGGAGAGGAGGCAGCCGUUGGGGCCCGUGACCAAAGAAAGAAUCGAGGCAGACGAAUUGAAAAACGAAAAACGUAGCUUGACUCAGUUGAAACGAGCCGGUUGCGAUUCGGAUAAAAAGGAUCAGACGAAGGAAUGUACAGAAACGAAGAAAGAAACGGAUGUUUGGAAUAGGAAGCUCGAACGAACGAACGAAAAUGCAAGAACGGCGGAAAGAAGCGACGGCUCUCCGAAAGCGUGGGCUGACGCCGUAUCUCCGACGUUCGACAAAGAAGAAAAACUUUUGGAAUGUAAUAAGAAUGAGAAAGAUACGGAGGACUUGAAGCAAAGUUUCGAGAAAUUGAGCUUGGAGAAAAGAGAGGAUACUCUGAACGAGGAAGUGACGGAGUUGCAGGCUAAAGAAGAUAAACGGGAGAAGAAUACGCGAAACAGAACGAGUAGCGGCGGAUCAAAUUCUAGAGUUCGGGAUUCGCGCGGAGGACGUCAAUGGGGAGGCAUGUACAGCGUGUACGCGCGAGGAUGGCGCGGUCCGGAAUCGAGAGGACGAAGAGGUGGACCUAGAGCGGCAGCUAGACCCGCUUCCGCCAGGAGCGGUUCGUACGGACACACCGAUUCGGAGAACAGUGCCGACGAGGUAUCCGGUUCCACCGAAUCCGGUAAGGAGGAGAAAAAAUCCGCGAGGUCGCCGAAACUCGGUAGCCACAAGUCGGAAAAGGAGGAACGCGUCUCCGGCAGAGACGAUAAACGCGCCGAUUAUUCACAGUCGCAACGCAACGAGAAACGAGCUUACGACGCGAAAUCGAAUCGCGAAGGUUUUGCUCCUUCGGGAGAACCGUCUCGUCGCGGUCGUGGUAGUUUUCGCAUCCGUAGCGCGACUACUGCUGGCAGUCGUAUGGAAGGAUACGGUCCGCCGUCGAGUAAAAGUCCUUUCUCUUCCGAACGCGGUACCGACGAGAAACAAAGUUGCGCGCGACAAAAUCCUUCGACACCUACCCCGGAGAAGGAAGUCGGCUCUUCGAUAUCAUCUUCGCAGCUUGAGUCUGCCGACGAUAAGAUAAUAGCGAAACAACAAGCAUUGACAGCUGGAAUAACUGGAAAACGUGCCAAAUCACCGAAUCAACAAUCUCAGCAGUCCCAACAGGCUCAGCAGCCUUGCAAUAAACAGGAAGCGAGCCAUGCAACCGGUAACGUUGUUUCUCAGAAGGUGCAGUUUAGAAAAGAAGAAACACGCUCGAAAAGAACGCGCAGCGGAAGCAGAAGGGGCAGAGACAAUCGUGAACUACGAUACCGCGGGAAUGGCAGUAACGCGUCGAAGCAAACCUCUUCGGACGUAGGAAACGAAGAUUGGGAAACCACUUCGGAGAAUAGCGGCGAAGAACACGUGGACGAGCAUAAAGAUUCCCGCAAUAGUCGUAAUAAACAAUUCACCGUGUGUACAAGCACGGGUAAUAGUCAAAAUAUGGCCGCAUCGAACAUGCAUUCUCGCAGAAACGAACAAAUAGGAAAUAGCCGGGAGCAGCGCGAGAAAGGUUUAAAGUCUUGUUCGAAUACAACGUCGUCUCGGGCCCCGGGCGCGGAGAAACGAAACUUGCAGAAUUCGAGUUUCGCCAAUCAGAAAAGUCAUUCGAACAGCAUUCCGCCGUUGAUACAAAGCUGCCAAGUGCAAAACGGAAGAUCGAGAAAUCAAACUAUCGGAAGUAAUUCGAUGACUUCGAGUAAAACGACCGUUAAAGAUACCGCGACGGUGAAUCGUAUGGAGGACGUAAAAUUAUCCGAUCCGAAUUUGAUUGGUCAAACUGUUAACGACGCUAACAAAAAGUCUCAGGGAAAGGAGAAGAAAACGAUGGUCGAGUGCGACGGGGAAACAAAUAGUUUCGUCGAAGAUGUAUCGAACGCGAUCGAGGAUAAGCUCGAUUCGGAUGGUUUUCAAGAGGUUCGUUCGAAGAAAAACGUGAAAGAGUCGAGACACGGACAGAAAGAAGAAACGAAACAACCGAUCAAACGCGAAAAGGAGAAGGACAGAGAACGCGAUCGUUCAAAGUCGAAAACGAACGGCUCGCAAGCAGCCUCUCUGCAACAGGUGCAAAAUAUACCCCCUUUGUUGAGUCAAACUAUUCCACAACCUGCGAAUAUCCAACAGAAGCAAUACGACAGAACGUCGAGAAAUCAGAAGCUCGCGCCGAGAUUCCAAAAGCAGCGUUUAGCGAAACAGCAACAGCAACAGCAGAUGUGCGUGUCGGAAGGUACCGAUUCGAAUAAGAUAAACAAUUCGAAUAAUUAUGGUAAAGACUCGUCGAGCGGACCUGCACCUCCGCCCUCCGUAAACGCGUGGGAUAAACCGUUUACGACCAGUCAGCUGCGAUCGAAUUCUCCGUCCGCGGUAUCCGCCGACAUUCAACUGAUACCAGGUUUGUCCGUGCAAAACGAUCACGGUCACGGCGGCCACGGUCAUAGUCACGGUCAUGGUGGUCACACUGGCCAUGGUCAUGUUCACGGCCACGAAGCUAACGAGCAAACGAAUUCUGGAAAUAGUAGUCAACGAAAUUCGCCGAACAGCGAGAAACCUGGGAAAAAUAUGAAAGAUCAACUCGCGGAGAAAAGCUCCGUCGCCGAUGUUUCUUCGCCUCCUGUCCAAACGUUGAUAUUCGAAAAUACAAAUUACUCGAAAACUACCAAGGCCGGUCCAUCCGAUUUAGCGGUGAAGACGAAAUUUCCGAAUCAUAUAAAAACUCAACAGCAGCAACGCGUCGAGAAACGCGCGGAUUUGGAGGAAGAGGGUAACGCCAGCAGCAUUCAACAACAGCAACAGCAACAAAGUCUCCCUGUUGCGUUUUCGAAUAAGCCGAACGAUUUGAUAAAAGACAAGAAUCAAGAACCGAUUCAAAUGCCGCUUUCGUUCAAUAAGAACGAAGACAAUGCUGACAUGAAAUUAGAUUUCACUUUCGAUUCGGAUCUGUCUCAGUUGACCGAGGAUAAAAGCAAAAGUUUAGGGAUGACUCGAUCGAUGCACAUGGCUACCGGUCAAAAUACCAUAUCACCUUCUACCGCAGAGUUGAAUCUGAAAAUUGCCUCGGUAAAGAAAGUAUGGGAAAAUGCGCCUCCGAUGCCAACCGUGGUUGAACACGAGGAUGGCAAUGUCGUCAGUAGCGCUAAUACCUUUCCUCAACCGUUCGAAAGUACGGACGUUGACGAUAGUUACAGCCCUCAUCAACAGUAUAAUCAAAAUAACAUGAAAAAUGAAAUAACCACUUCUACGAACGUGUGCAAGCUGGUUCCCCCGCAGGUGAAGCCGCAGCAACAAUCUUCGGGUAGCAGUAGUGGUCAGUCCGGUUCGACUGUUCCCGGACCGAGUCCUAUCGGAGCAGGUCAGAGUCCUAUUGGUCAUCCUCCUGUUAGUCUUCAAGGACCACUGAGUCCCCCUCCAUUCAACUCUACCGGGCAACCUUCUCAUAUCAAUUAUCAGGAAUUUCCUCAGUAUCCUGGUUCUCAAGCCGCGCAGUAUGGAAGCAUGUCUGCCAUACCUUCUCCGCCAGCUGUACUAUUUAAUACUGGCUCUGGUCAACUACCAGCUCAAGCGGGAGGUCUUUAUGGAGCAUUUCAAUUAGAUCAAAACCGAUCUCCUUUCACUCAGUAUCCUCCGUAUGCUCCGUCGCUUCAGAAUUCAUUCAGUCAACAAAAUGUUUACUUGCAACAACCUCCACCACCGCCACCGCACGCACCUAAUGCGCCUACGCCGGAUAUGUAUCAAAAUAAUCUUUCGCAAUACCGCAUUACCGCAGCUGCUGCUCCGCCGUUUGGACAAAAUCAACAGCUCAGUAACAAUCCGAACACCGUUCUUAUUAGUUCCUCCUCGAAUUCAUUGAUGUCAGCUAGUGUUAAGCCAUCUUCUCAACCCAUUGGCGCCAUUGGAACUAAAGCUCCACACUUUCAAGCUCCGUCGGCACCUCAACCAAAUCCAUUAACGUACAUACCAUAUGAUCCAAAUCAAGUACUCGGCGUGAGUGGCAGUUACAUGGGCAAUUCCCAAUUGGUACAGAGACCUGGUCCGAACGUUCAAGCCUCGGCCAAUAGUUAUUAUAGCGCUACUUCGGCUGAUGUAUUCCCCGGCUCGCAAACAGGUUUUUAUCAACAAGGAGGUGCUACGCAACAGACUGGUACUCAUUACGGCCUGCAAGGAUUUGGUCAACACAGCCAAAGUUUAGCAACUGGCAAUGCUACUCCCGUUGGUCUUCAGAAUUUUAGCACUGGAUUUUUAUCCAGUUCAGGUUUACAGAUUGCUGCGGCUGCAGCGGCUCAACAAUUUCGCAAUCCUACUGGAGGACUUCCUGGACCAGCGAACGCUGGCCCUACCUUUCUUAGUAAGCAUCAACCGCAAGAACAACCUAGACAGUUAAAGAGUCCUUCGGGAAAUCAGCAAGAUGUCCUUGCAUCAGUUUUCAGUUCUACGCCACAGAUACCGUCUCCCAAAUCGAGAAAUUGUAAACAGCAAUCUACGUCUCAGCAACCACAACCGAGUCCCACGCAACAUCACAAGUAUCAACAGUAUCAAGGAGUUAGUCAGUCGACACUGGUUUUACAACAAAAUGUUCGCGGUAUGGGUAUGCCACCACGCGCUGGCAUUCAACCAUCGCAACAACGUUAUCCGCCACCCAUUCAGAGACCGGUUGUUCCAUUUACACCGGGUCCAAAUCCUAACAAUCCUUCGCAACAACAGCCUAAUUGCAUUCAAUCGCAGCAGCAACAGCAAGCUCAGAUUAAUCGUCAUAGACCGAAUUUACAUCAGCAACAACAACAACAACGUAAUAUGAAAAUGCAGCAACAAUAUUAUUCAACCCAAGGAAACGUUAAAAUAGACGCGAAUGAAAAAACAGAUUCUCAUAAUGACAAAAUCAGCGACGGUAAUUCCGGUGCUCAACAAGGAAGCACUAAACCCAAUGUGAAUUCGCAAGACAAUGACAAUAAGGAAGAGGUGAAUCAACAAAACGAAUGAAUUUAAAACAAAAGAAAAACGUUCGUCUUAUCCCUCGGAAAGUACUGUUUACCGCUACGUAUUAGUAUGACAUCGAUUGAAAGGUAACUGAUAAUAAUUAAUUUGUUGUCACGAAUGGAGCAGGCUAUACUCCAAUUGAUAAUCGUGUAUUGUUCUACAACGAGUUGAAGCACUUUCUGCGUUUAGAAUCAAUAACUCGGUAACUUGGUCGUGUCUAGUUAGAAUAACUUAAUCACGAUAUACUGGAAAACGGUAAAAGUAGGUGAUGUCGUCGUUACAUGCAACAAUAUUUUCCCACGUUAACUAUUGCGACGUUACGUUCCAUGAACUCUCGACGAACGGAACAUUUUUAUUGGACAUUCCUUUUUGUUCGACAGAAUACUGCAAAUUGCAGCGGAACAAUGUCACGAAAGAAUAAUGAAAUAAUGUCUCCCUCCCUUGCCGCAUCGCCCCCUCCCCACACACAUACACACACACACACACACACGCUUCCUCCUCCCCUACCCUUUCUCCCCAUCGCUCCGCAUAAAUAAAAAGAAAGCAAAUAAACAUUGGACGAUACAUUGGAAAUAAGAUAGCCGAAAGUCUCGGCGAAAUACUUCGAUGAAAGAGACUGUGGCAUCUUCGACUCGUCCACGACAUAUAUAUAUAUAUAUUGAAAGUCGAAAGAGUCAAAUAAUUCAAGUGGCGCGCACAAUGUAUCCCUUACUCGGUGUUAAUCGAUUAUCAUAACAGUUAACUGAAUUGCACUGACUAUGAAGACAACAAACGUGCACAAGACUUCUGUAUAUGGACAAAAAUUGCGGUUUGUGGUAUACGAAUAAUGUAAAAGCCAGAUUUCCGUGGAACGUACUUCAACGAAGAAGAUGUUGCGUGAUCGUUGCCACAUUUUAUAGAACGACAAAAUGGAAGAAAAAGAAUAAAAACAAAGACCGAUUAAAAAAAGACUGUUUCGUGUGUAUCGAAAUUGCAUAAACAUAAAAGUAUUCGUGCAAUGGUCGAAUAGAUCUGCAUGAUGUUGUCCCUAAUUACAGCGUGACAAUUAAAAAAAAAGUUCGUGUACAUUAAUCAUUUACGGAUAUAAUGUGAGGUCAUGACGAAGCUUGUGAAAAAUAAAUAGUGCAACAAUUGUUUAUAGUACUAAAUAUAUUAUCAUGACCUAGCCAUGCUCAGAAAGAGUAUCAGUAAUAUUAGAAAUGUAAUGUAAGGUAUCGCUUGAAUAAGAACGAAACACGCACUCGAUUUCUUCGUGCGUAGUAAUAUUUCUACUAGGUUGCAACAUUAUCGCAAUGUACAAGUCGUAGACAAAAAUUGUAUAUUCUUUUUGCUUUUCUUGCGUUUCGCGCAAUUAUAAUUAUAAUAAUUAUCAUUAUCAUCAUCUUCGCCCACAUUAUCAUCGUAUUUUAAUUUUAUUUUCAAUACUAUCGUCGUUGUCAUUAUCAUCAUUGUCAUUAUUAUUUCUAUUAUAACAUUAUAUUAUAUGUAUUACCAUUGCCGUCGUUGUUACUACUGCCGCUGCUACUAUUACUUAUUACCAGAACCGCUACCAACGUCAUCAAUUCUGUCAUUAUUUUUCAACUUGUUACGGUUAUUAUUACGAUGGUGAUCGUCGUCGUCGUCGUCGUCGUCGUCCUCGUCGUCGUCGUCGUCGUUGCCUGCAUUAUUUUUAUUAUCAGCAUCUGUACCGCGACCACUAUUCCUCAUAAUUACGAUCAUUAUAAAAACGAAACCGAUGAAAAUAAACAAUAAUAUUUACAAGAAUUCAUUUUUAACAAUUUUACUGAAACAACGAAAGCUUAUUUAAGAUAUCACGGAACCACUAUGCUACUUACUGCCAUUCACAUGAUAAAUUACCAUUCGCAAUCUAAAUACUAUCUUAGUUAAUUAUUUAUUUAUGACACGAAACAGAAAGCAGUGAUAUAUGUAUGUUACAAUUAAUCGAGCCAUUGAUAAAUCCAGUAUUUAUAAAACGCUCACAUUUAGUUUUACGUGAAUUUCUUUCUUUUUAUAUCUAAUGGCCUUGAAUAAAAUUACGAAUUACGAUAGAAAAAUUUGUGCUUGAUAAUCGUUUAAAAUACGGGUGCCUUCCACGUACUGCCACAUACAUACGCAUUUUUUCUUUUCGAAAUUAUUUCGAUUGACGUUAAAAAAUUGUGGUGUUUCAUUGAAACGUUCUUUUUCCUAAUCUAAUGAUCAUAUAGAAAAUGCUUCGAAUCAAGGACAAUAUAGUGAAAUAUAAAAUAUUUGUAACCCGAUCACUUUGUUCGAAUGUAAUGGCAUAGAAAGGGACGAAACGAGACACUCUCCGGCAAUAUCGUAGAUAACGAACAAUGCUUUAAUAAUAAUAAUAUCGUUUCAUUUUUUUCAUCUUUAUAUAUAAGUAGUAUUAUUUGUAAUAAGUAGCGUUACUACUACUACUAACAAUACUACCAGUAGUAGUUAAUAACAGCAGCAGCAGCAGCAGCGACAGCAGCAGCAGCAACAGCAGCAGCAGCAGCAGCAGCAGCAGUAGUAGUAAUAUCAGCGAUAGUAUUCUAUGUUGAAACUAAAGUAUCUGUUUAAGAAAGCAUGUAUCUUCACUGGCUCGAAGCUAAAAUCGUCAACCUGUAAAUAUGAUAUUUUAAUCCAGUAAAAGAUAUAAAAAAAAAUCACUGGUGAUAUCAUUUACGAUUAUAAAAAAUGUUAUUGAGCCCUUGAUUCAUUUUGGAAGUUGAACGACAGUAGUUGUGGUGGUGCUACUAAAUCGUUGAAAUUGUAUAGCCACUGCAGCAUUAUCGUUACAAAUUAGUUAGAAAUUAGUUAAAAAUUAGUAAAAUCAGUAUUAAAUUAUUAAUAUUUAUAACAUUAAAGCUAUCACUACUGCUGCUGGCGUUAUUGAUCGAUUGCAAUAGUAAAUAUUCUAGAAUGACAUAUUAUUUACUGUUACAAUAGUGCUAUUAUUUCGUAUUUAGUAAUAUCGUAUCGUAUCGUAUCGUAUCAUUUGAUUUUUUACGUUUAGAAUAUUAUAUUAUUUUUUGCAUUUCUUCUUUAUUCCUUGUAACUCCCUCGUUUACAUUAUUAGUUCGAGUAUGUUCUUUAUAUUCUACUUAUUUUCUAUUGGUACCAUUUUAAUUUAACAUAAUUAUUGCUAACAAUCACCGUCAUCGCUAUAGCUGUCGUAACGUAGUCGUUAUUGUGAUUAUAAUUACCGUAUAAUUAUACGAUGUUACGUGCUCUGUGAAUUUGAUAUACCAAUUUUUCUCGAGAUUCGCCAAUUAAAUAUAAUACAAUAAACUCUUAUAUACUCGGAAUGAACGGCGAUCAAACCGUUAUUGCCACUACUGUUGGUCAUAAUGUUAACGUUGUUAAUAGUGACGAUGUAACUGUCAUUAUUGUAUUCGUGCUUGAUCAAAGGAGCUGAUAACAGGAAAACGAAGAACGAACUGUGAACGAGUAAGUAAAAAGAAAAUACGGUGUCCGACGCGAAAAAGUAUCUCGAAAUACUUGUAAUUCGAAUACAAUGAUUCAUCUGUUUACUUAUUAUCGAUAACAUGCGACAUAAUCCUUUUCCGGAUUAUAUACCAAAACCGUACAGAAUUCGAGCGCAAGAGUCUGUCUGUUGGAUUAUAACGUUACUCAAAUAAUGAUAAUUAUUUGUUUAUAAUAAAAUUGUAAUAUACCGAGAUACAUUUUACAAUAGAAAAGAUAUCAACUGUC
Megachile rotundata (alfalfa leafcutting bee) is the source of this 12365-nucleotide messenger RNA. RefSeq names its product no circadian temperature entrainment (gene nocte). Lineage: Eukaryota; Metazoa; Arthropoda; Insecta; Hymenoptera; Megachilidae. The record is from RefSeq and is a predicted model, not a curated record. Gene Ontology annotation, biological process: cell differentiation.